Messenger RNA from Nicrophorus vespilloides, 1419 nucleotides. RefSeq lists its product as uncharacterized. The coding region runs from base 162 to 1034 and encodes 290 amino acids. NCBI's taxonomy places the organism in Eukaryota, Metazoa, Arthropoda, Insecta, Coleoptera, Silphidae. The transcript is spliced from 11 exons. The record is from RefSeq and is a predicted model, not a curated record.
AUUUGAAUUGUGUCGUCUACUGGGAUCCGUGCAAUUAACAUCUCUCCGAACAUCAGUGUCCUGAAAAGAUCCAGCUACAAGUUAUUCUGGAAAUUCUAGUGAAGAAUUAUUCAGCAUCGAACUUGAUAUUUUGCUGUUUGCCAUUUUGCAAAACAGUCACAAUGAGCGUUCUCUGGACAAACGGAGAGAAUUUCAUCCUCUGCCCUUACGGAGGAAAAGCUCACUUUAUUGGCGAAGCCCGUUUUUCUACGCACGUCGUAAAAUGUCAAAGAUCAUCAAACAUCAAUUUGGCUAUAUGUCCAUACAACGCGGAUCACCGUUUGCAGGUGUCCGAAUACCAGCACCACGUCACGACAUGUGAGGACCGAUUUUUUGUGGAUAUGCGUGCAUAUGAAUACGAUAAUGAACAUUCUGAGAUAUUAUACCCAAUAGUAGAGAAAAAAAUAUUAUACCAAGUUGACUCAUGGGACGCAGAUGAUGAUCCCUCUUACAAUCCGGAGGAAUAUUGCAUUUCUGAAGAGAUUGUACGCAGAUUGGAUGUGGAACCUGGUUCUGUUAGAAAAGGUUUUCGAAAGACCGAGCGUGCUCGAUUCCAAGAACUGGCUAGAUUAACCCAAAAUCUACAAAUUAAUGUCGAAAAUAAGGAAAAUAAUCCGGUCGAAAUUUCAGCCAAUGGAUUGUCUGUCGUAUCAUCCACGAACAGAAAAAAAAAUAGGUCUCGUAAAAAUAAUAAAGGGAAUUCUGCUUCCAAUGGAUAUGCUAGAGCAAACGGAAUUUCUAACGGAUUUUCCGGCGUUCCUUCAACUAAUGCGAACAUUAAUUCAAACACGGAAGAUAACGGGUCUUCUCAAGUUACUUCUAUGACUGAUACAACUGGAAGUGUAAGCGGGAGCGCCUCCGAUGCUUCAUCUGAUACAAAUUUCCCACCGUUGGGAAGCGAACGUAGAACGAGGGGCAGAGGAAGAGUUUCCAGAGGAGUCAAUUCUGGAAGGGCCGUGCCUCGAGGGAUGGGUAGAGGCAGAGGCCAACUCUAAACGAUCCCAUUCGAUUUGACACAUUUUAAAUUGUAAUGCAGCGAUUCCCAAACUUUUAAACCCAAUUUAUAUUUCAAAAUAUAUUUUUUUGUUUGUUUUUACAACCAACCGGAAUCGCUGCUGUAAUGGUUGUGUAUACCUUUUGGGUAUUUUUAAUUUUAUGAGUAGUGAUUUUAUUGAUAUUAUUUAAUGUGUUUUUCAUAACAAAACCCAGUAGAUCGCUAUAGUCAAUAUAUACUUUUACUUGUUUUGACUGAUACGCUAGGUUUAUAAACAUAUAUAUAUAUAUAUAUAUUAUAUCAUUAUAAUACAUAUUCGUUGGAUAUUUUUAUAUGUAACAUUAAGUGAUAAAUAUAUGCACCGCGAUAGAAAUAUAUAUGUACCA